Messenger RNA from Eurytemora carolleeae, 1444 nucleotides. RefSeq lists its product as uncharacterized. NCBI's taxonomy places the organism in Eukaryota, Metazoa, Arthropoda, Copepoda, Calanoida, Temoridae. The transcript is spliced from 9 exons. The coding region runs from base 638 to 1240 and encodes 200 amino acids. The record is from RefSeq and is a predicted model, not a curated record.
UAUCAGAAGCCGGGAAAUUUGAAAUUUUGCGCGCCAUUUGAUCAGGGUUCUAAUUAAUAUUAAUAUAUAUGAGACGGGAGAUACUCUUUAGUUUUGUAAAACCGGUUUUUAUUUGUCUGUACUUUACUAUACAGUACUGUACUAUAUCAAAAAAGAAUGGAUUAAGCAGGAAAUUAAAAGUGUCCACAUUGAAUAUUAAAAUUAAGCGAUCGGGACUAAAGAUUUUCCAAUUCAAGUUCCCAGCUCUGGAGAUUACUGACAAGAGGAGAACAAGCAUUAUUUAAUCUCGAGAUUAAGAAUAAGAGAGGAUCAAAUAUUGAUCAAAACAAAAGUUCCCAGCGUUGGCAUAUGUUAGUUGGAGAAAACGAGGUGCUAUCCUCCAUUAAAAAGAACUAAAGUUUGGGCAUUAAAGUGUUUUAAUUAUCUGUAAGCAGCAGAGUUUCAGGUUUCAGUUCAACUCUGCCUUAUCAGGUAAAUCAGGCAGUAUUGAGAACAAUCAGGCAGUAUUCAAGCAGCUGGUGAAAUCAAGGCACUGGUGAUUUGACAAACAAGGCAGUUUUCGUCGAAGAUAGUGAUAUAAAAACAAGUUUUUAGAUAAAUUGUAAAGUUUGAAACGAAUGUUACCCGAAAAGCUUCAAUGAACUAUAUUUCUCCGAAUAAUUCAGAUCCUAUGGAUCUAGAGAAGAAUGGAGUUAAAUAUGAAAUUCUGGAAUACAUGAAUGAGAAGAUAGAUUCUCCUCUGGAUGACCUAAUGUACGACCUGGUGGAUGAGCUCCUGGAUGAAUCAAAGGAUGACUCUGAGUAUGGCAGCUCGGAUGAGAGAAUGGAAAAUACAGACUUUUAUCUGACAGAGUUGACUCAAACUGAAGAAACUCAGUGUCCGGACCAGGGAUAUUUUUACGCAACUGUGAUACUCAGCGGUCUUUUAGGCUUAGCAAUCCUACUUCUCAUCCUUCUUAUCAUAUAUCAUUGGAGAAUACGCAGGCAGAUACCAGGCGGUAAAAAUGUGUCAAGAGCAGAGUCCUGGCGAUAUGAAUCAAAUAUUUAUAUAGAAAAGUUUAUUUGCUCAGCCAGACCUAAGGCUGUUGGUGGGGUACCUGUAUAUGAGGCUCCCCCUCUAGCUCCCCCUCUACAAAGGCAAUUGCUCGUGCGCAUUGCAAAGGGAUAUGAUCAAUUCCGCACACCACAAUUAUGGAAAAUGAUGAAGAUGAGACGGCAAUUUUUAUUUCUUAAUAACUAAUCUUAUAACAUUUAUUUGUUCGCUACAGCUGGCUAAUGCUGAUAAACGGCGGAACUAACUAAAACUAUUGAUAAAAAAAUAAACCUGGGCAACGCCGGAUACUCCAGCUAGUAAUCAAUUAAACAACUUUAGUUAAUUUUUUAAUGUAAUGAAAGUGGCUUAAAGGGACAGUAAAGGAAAAAUGAAAGGUUUAAAGGGACAGUA